Oppia nitens is the source of this 867-nucleotide messenger RNA. RefSeq names its product 26S proteasome non-ATPase regulatory subunit 8-like. The transcript is spliced from 3 exons. NCBI's taxonomy places the organism in Eukaryota, Metazoa, Arthropoda, Arachnida, Sarcoptiformes, Oppiidae. Gene Ontology annotation, biological process: proteasome-mediated ubiquitin-dependent protein catabolic process. The record is from RefSeq and is a predicted model, not a curated record. Gene Ontology annotation, cellular component: proteasome regulatory particle, lid subcomplex; nucleus; cytosol. The coding region runs from base 21 to 827 and encodes 268 amino acids.
CGAAAAUAUUGUCCAAAACAAUGGCCAACACAGCGGUCAACGAUGCCGUAGCUCUCUAUGACUUACUCAAGAAGGAGUGGCAGCAAAAGCACCCGAAUUUAGACAAAUGCGGACAACUGUUGACCCAAUUGAAGCUGGCGUUGACUGGAUUGGCGUUUUUGCCGACCACUGAAAUGGCCAACAAUAAAGAACUGAUUAUAUCGCGCGAUGUCCUCGAAAUCGGAGCCCUCUUCAGUAUAGCUAAACAAGACAUACCAUCCUUCGAGAGAUAUUUGGCUCAACUAAAGACUUAUUACUUCGACUACAACUCACAAUUACCCGAAUCAGCCUUUAAGUAUCAACUGCUUGGACUCAAUCUCUUAUGUUUGUUGUCGCAGAACAAAGUGGCCGACUUUCAUACGGAGUUGGAGUUACUUCCACCAAAAGAGAUACAAAACAAUGUCUAUAUCAGACAUCCCAUAUCAUUGGAACAGUACUUAAUGGAAGGUUCCUAUAAUAAGGUAUUUCUGUCUAAAGGCAAUGUUCCGUCACAGACGUACACCUUCUUCAUCGAUAUAUUGUUGAACACAAUCCGCGAAGAGAUCGCUGCCUGUAUUGAGAAGUCCUAUCAACGGAUUAGUUUCGAUGAAUGCGCUCGACUUCUCUUCUUUGAGAAUAAAAUUCUGUUGAAAGACUUUGCCAACAAAAAAGGCUGGAAUUCGAACGGUUCGGUCAUUCAAUUCCCGAAUGUGGCCAACACUGUCAGCCAUAACAGUAACAAAAUUCCCGCCAAAGAGUUGGCCGAACAGAUUGUCGAUUACGCAAAGGAACUCGAAAUGAUUGUCUGAUUAGUAAUAAUUUUACUCUACAUUUGUAUCUAUUAUUUAA